Molecule: messenger RNA, 2105 nt
Organism: Acanthisitta chloris (rifleman)
Lineage: Eukaryota; Metazoa; Chordata; Aves; Passeriformes; Acanthisittidae
Product: F-box-like/WD repeat-containing protein TBL1X
Exons: 15
Coding region: 165-1736 (523 amino acids)
Biological process (GO): regulation of transcription by RNA polymerase II
Cellular component (GO): histone deacetylase complex
Molecular function (GO): transcription corepressor activity; protein binding
Source: RefSeq, a predicted model, not a curated record
UUGCAGCCCUCUCAGCUGUCAGAUGCAGUGAUCUCCAUGGUAACUCAAACCCCCAGACUCUGGACAGCAGCCUGCGAGGAGCAGCAUUCAGCAGCUCGAGGGUCUCACGACCAGAGCUUGGAUCACACUUCUCGUAAACCUCAUCAUAUUGAGGUUGGGCUAAGAUGAGCAUAACCAGUGACGAAGUGAAUUUCUUGGUGUAUCGCUAUCUCCAGGAAUCGGGUUUCUCGCACUCGGCCUUUACCUUUGGUAUCGAGAGCCACAUCAGCCAGUCCAACAUCAACGGAACACUAGUGCCACCUGCCGCACUCAUCUCCAUCCUCCAGAAGGGGCUGCAGUAUGUGGAGGCUGAGAUCAGCAUCAACGAAGAUGGUACAGUAUUUGAUGGCAGGCCAAUAGAAUCACUGUCCCUGAUAGAUGCAGUGAUGCCUGAUGUUGUUCAGACCCGACAGCAAGCAUUCAGAGAGAAGCUAGCUCAGCAACAAGCCAGCGCAGCGGCAGCAGCGGCAGCGACGGCAGCGACAGCGGGAGCAACGACGACUGCUGUUUCCCAGCAGAACACACCAAAGAACGGAGAAGCCACUGUGAAUGGAGAGGAGAAUGGGGCACAUGCAAUAAAUAAUCAUUCAAAGCCAAUGGAAAUUGAUGGGGAUGUUGAAAUUCCUCCUAACAAAGCAACAGUCCUUCGGGGCCAUGAAUCAGAGGUGUUCAUCUGUGCCUGGAACCCUGUCAGUGACCUGCUAGCAUCAGGAUCCGGAGACUCAACAGCCAGAAUAUGGAAUCUCAAUGAAAACAGCAACAGUGGUUCCACUCAAUUAGUUUUGAGGCACUGCAUAAGAGAAGGAGGACAUGAUGUCCCCAGCAAUAAGGAUGUGACUUCAUUGGACUGGAAUAGUGAUGGAACACUAUUGGCUACAGGCUCAUAUGAUGGUUUUGCAAGAAUAUGGACAGAAGAUGGUAACCUUGCAAGCACCUUAGGUCAACAUAAAGGUCCAAUAUUUGCCCUGAAAUGGAACAAAAAGGGGAAUUAUAUUUUAAGUGCUGGCGUUGAUAAGACAACAAUAAUUUGGGAUGCUCACACAGGAGAAGCUAAACAGCAGUUUCCUUUCCAUUCAGCUCCUGCUCUGGAUGUAGACUGGCAGAACAACACUACUUUUGCCUCCUGCAGCACUGACAUGUGCAUUCAUGUAUGCAGACUUGGCUGUGAUCGCCCUGUUAAAACCUUUCAAGGACACACAAACGAGGUUAAUGCAAUCAAAUGGGACCCAUCUGGCAUGCUACUAGCAUCUUGCUCUGAUGAUAUGACAUUAAAGAUUUGGAGUAUGAAGCAAGAUACCUGUGUACACGAUCUUCAGGCUCACAGCAAAGAGAUUUAUACUAUCAAAUGGAGCCCUACAGGACCAGGCACCAGCAACCCAAACUCCAACAUCAUGUUAGCAAGUGCUUCGUUCGAUUCCACUGUUCGGCUGUGGGACGUUGAUCGAGGAGUUUGCAUCCACACAUUAACAAAGCAUCAAGAGCCUGUCUACAGUGUAGCUUUUAGUCCUGAUGGAAAAUAUCUAGCCAGUGGGUCCUUUGACAAAUGUGUCCAUAUAUGGAAUACUCAGAGUGGAACUCUAGUACAUAGCUACAGAGGCACUGGGGGCAUCUUUGAAGUCUGCUGGAAUGCUAGAGGAGACAAAGUGGGAGCAAGCGCAUCAGAUGGAUCGGUUUGUGUUCUAGAUCUGCGGAAGUAAAGUGAAAUGUUUUAGAAGAAAUUUCAAAUGGACCAGCAGUGAAUGUGUGGGGAGAAGCACUCUUCAAAACUAUUCUGAACAGCUCCAGAACUGUAUGAACUUGAACAAAGUUAGAGUGUACCGUGAAACCAACUCUCCCUGGCCACAGGUGACUAGUAUUUUGUCCGUAACCUUCAUCAAGGAGUAAAACCACAGUCACUUCAGAGGGGGAGGGAAUGGUUUCCACCUGGAACAUUCAGCCUUGGAAGCAUGAAGCCACCAGCUAGGCAUUGCACUGUUUGGUUUGCGUCUGAGAACUUGCUCUGAUGGCUGGGAAUAAAAAGCUGUGCCAAAAAAAAUUAAUUAAAAAAAAAAAAAAAGAAAAAAAAA